AAUCUUUGACAAGGAAUCAGUCGUCAAUAGAGGAAGAGCCAGUUCAACCGGUGAAAAACUCAAACAGAAAACCAGUUUCCUACUAAAAAAUAUGAAGAAUGGCGCUAAAUCUUGCAGAGGGUCGAAAGAAAUAUCUUUCUGUUUUAGGAUUACAAAACGAUGCUUCCAACGAGGAUAUUAAAAAGAAAUACAAAAAACUAGCUUUACAGCAUCACCCAGACAAGAAUCCAGAUGAUCCUGGUGCUACUGAGACAUUUCAGAGACUUAGUCAAGCUUAUUUCCAGCUAACAAGAAAAUAUGCAGUGAACAGGAUAGUAGGAGGAUGCUGUCAAAGUUGUGGAUGUCAGUACUGCUAUGAAACUGACGACGAAGAAGAAGAUUUUACUGAUGAAGAUCUUGAAGAAGAUGAUGAAGAAAGCUAUGCUUCUUGGUUCUUCAGAAAGUUGUUUGUCGAUGUAUUCGGAGAUUUUGUUUUUCAAAGAAGAUUUCAGUCGAGGAAAAAACCCAAAUCUCAGAGGUUUACUCGGGAGGAGGAAGAAGAGGACAGUUUCUUUGAUUUUAUUUACAAAAAAUAUCGAGAUGAUGACGAAGAAGAUUUCAUCACAGAAGAAGAUCUGAAAAAAUUUCAUUCCUACGACGAUUGGUUGAAGGAUAGAGAUCCAAAGAAAAAGCCAAACCAAAGAACAAGGAAAGCCAGAAAAAAGCUUAAAAUGAAGUCAGAUAAGCCAAAGACGAUAAGUAAAAAACAGCAAUUAGCAGAACAGCACAGGAGGGAAAAGGAAAUGAAGGAAAUUUCUGAAGAAUUAAAAAACAAACUAAAGAAGAAUGAAGCUACAAAUCAAAAUUUGAAGAAUGCUGCUUCAAGUCAGAAAAAUAAUGGGAUUGAUGAUGCAGAAAUUAUGAAAGAAGUUGAAAUGCAGUUAAAAGAAAAUAGAAAAAAUGAACUACAGAGUUCAAAGAUCACGACAGAAUCUACCAACAAUAAGAAGAAAAAAAGGAAGGCAUUGAAAGAAAUUAAAAAGCAAAUUAAAGAAGAUGCUAUUAAAACUCUGAAGAGGGACAUUGAAAAAGAAAAGAGCCCUGUACCUACAGCAAGUACAAAGACAGAUUUGUUUGGAUCUCUGAACAAUGACCUUAACAUUAAACAAAUGGGUAAUCCUGCUGGAGAUAGGGAAACUAGAGAACAGGAUGUUAAAUCUAGUAUCCUACAGAGUGCCAUCUUUGGAACGACACCUCCUGUGAAUGUAAAUAAAUCUGACAAGAAAGCUGAGCUAUUACAGCGCCAUCUUAAACAGUAUAACGAGUUGAUGAAAGUCCAGCCUGUAAGACACACAGAGAAACAACUGACAGAGGAAAGAAUAAAAGAGAAGAACAAACAAUUACAGAAACAACAUAAAGAAUUAAUGGAAUUACGGAAUACUGACCAGAUCAAGGUAGACAAUUCUUUGUCAAAAAGGAUGGAUGAUUCUGUUGAGGUGGAAUUUGCAAGGAUGAAAAGAGAGCAUUUGAGAAAACAACAAGAGAUGGAAAGAAAGAGAAACGAAGAAGAAAUAAAAGAAAUUCAACAAAAGAAGACAAAACCACUGAAAUCUUCACAACCUCAGCCUACAAUGAAAUGGUAUGAGAAACCAACACAGCCAGUUAAAGUAUUGAAGAUUGCCAGUUCACCACCACCAGCACCUACGACUAAUGUUUGGGCUGAGAGAUUCAGACAACAAGAGGCCACUAGGUUACCCAUACCAUCAUCUAAUGAGGAGGAAGAGGAAAUGUUACGGAAAGUCUUAGAAAUGAGUCAAAUGACAGCUAGACAGGACGAAGAAAGGAGAAAAUAUCGUCAACAGAUGGCAAGCAAAGAAUUCAUACCAGAUCAGCUUAAAAGACAGAUAGAGGAAAGUAAACAAGAAAGAACACAUAAGCCUGAAAAUGUUUUACCUUUAAAACCACCAAGCAACAAAUGGACAUCAGUUGUUACCUCAAAUUUAUCAAGUGAAGUUGUUAAACAGGAUGUCAGAUAUACAGAUCCACCUGAAAGGGUGAAUAAAAUAUUGGAAACUAACUACAACAACUUGCAACCAAAUCUGAAAAUUAAAAUACCAACAGAAAAGCCAGUACACUAUGAUGAGGAUUGGACAGAAGAGAUUCAGGAGCUGGAUAUAUCACCUAAAAUACCGAAUACUAUUGAAAAAUAUGUUAAAUGGAGUAAAAAUGCUAAAGAGCAAACCAAAAAAAGUACAGAUGAAGGCAUUUCAAGGAAAUCAUGCAGUCUGAAACCAAGGUCACCUAUUAUUUCACCUUCAAAUGGAUCAGGAGAUAAAUGCAUUCAGCAAACACUUUCACAUAGAUUAUCCACAGUAGGUGUGAAUACAACUGAGAAAGAUCAGACAUCAAAUGCAUGGACAAAAAACACAUCUAAUGAAGUACACCAAAAGGGAGAUGAAGAUUGGGAUUUAGUAACUGAUGACAAAUGGGGCAUAGGGUCAAGUUCUGUCGGUCAUAAAGGUGACUAUGAUGCCAAUGUUCCUGACAAAAAUCAGUCCUUUUAUGAUAGAACAGAUGCAGUCCCUAGACAACAAAGAUACAAACAGAAACCUAUGAAAACAGUAAGUAAACCAGAAUACAUGGAACAGCAAAGGACAAAAUUAGAUCUAAAUGAAAAUUGGGUGUCAGGUUUUGUGGAUGAUAUUAAACAAGCUUCACCAGAAAACUGGAGCUGUGGCUCUACCAGACCAGGAAAUAAGACAGAAAUCUGUACAAAUAACAGGAACCAGACUUGGGAAACACAAUGGAACAGAGAGUCCAUUAUGGAUGGCAAACAGGUCUCUUCCAGAUCUGAAAACCGCAGUGGGUUAAUAAAUAAUGGCAACAGUGCAUCUGAGGAACACUGGAGCAUAGGAUCUGUUAAUAAUAAAUCAGUUCCAUCAGUUUUAUCAGAAAAUAGUAGUAUUAGAAUAGCAGAUGAUAUUCCAAGAAUUCCACAAAAUCAUAUGAAUAUUGGAGCUACAACUAAUAUUCAAAAUUCAACACAAUUUGCCAAUACAAAGCCACAUGUCUUUUGCUCUGACACAUCAUCAGAGAAAUCAGAAGUUAAAACUCAGCAAUUGUCAAUGAGUAAACACUCAGAUAUUCAAAAGACAAAUCCAAUUGUUCAGAAUUCACUUGAAAAACAACAAACUUGCAUUGAAAAUUGGGAUGGUAAAGUCAUUAAUAAAAAUGUUCAUUUAUCUUUGCAAGAAAAAAAGAAUAUUGAGAUAUCCUGUUCAUUUGAGAAACAAGAACCUGUAAGCUUUCCAAGCUGUGACGUUAAGACUGUGAUCAAACAAAGAAACAUUAUGUCUGAUUGUACUGGAAAGACAAUCAAACAGGGAACCAGUGGAGAGAGUUGGGAAGAAGAUCUCUCUGCUGUUGUAACACCAUCUAAUACCAAACCAAUGAUGCAAAAUGUUGAAUUGAAAAAUGAACAGGUACUAAGUGAUCAACCUAAAACGACAAUUCCAGGACAAAAUGUAAAUGAAAAUUUUGACCACAGGCUACCUGUUCUUAAAAACUUGUCAACAAGCUCGGAAGAAGAUGUUGAGUUACCUUCUUGUCGGUUACCUCGCUUACCUCACAUUCCACACAGACAGAAUUCAAAGAUUUGUCCUCCCAUUCCCAGCAGUGUCAAACAUGCAAACCAUCCUCUGAAACAUGAAGAACCAACAAUAAAACAACCUUCAUCUACGAGUAAAGAAUUGCCAACUACUUCUCAACAGGAUUUAUCAGGUCUUAUGGCAGGUUUAAACAUGUCGUCUGCCUCAAUGAAUCUUCCUUUAGGACUUCCUCCACAUCUUGCUCAUGCCUAUUUGCAGUUUUUAUCUAGUGGCAAUACCAAUGCCACUGGAAUGAUGCCAUUAGCCAAUAUGCCACUUUUACCAGGCUUAUUACCAAUGUUACAAAAUCCUCUCAUGUCUGCUUCACCAAUACUAGCAUAUUCUCUACAACAACAGCAGAUGGCGGCCAUGAAUAUUGCUAUGGCAACAGGGGGAAUGAUGGGAAUGAAUGUUCCUCAAGUUGACCCAACAACACUUCUAAGGCAAAGUAUACCAAAUGGGGAUGGUCAGAGUAAUAGGAGUUGUGAAAAAGAAACAAUUAAGCAAUACCAACCUCCUUUGCCAAAUUCAGAAGUUGAAGCACCUGUCUCAGUAGAUGUUAAAAAUGGUGACACGAACAUCAAUGUUACUAAUAUAAAGUGCAAAAAUUCAAUCAUUCCUACUGCAGCAGUACAUAGUAAUCAAAACCGUCCCUUAAUUCAUGAUCCUGUAAAAUAUAUCCCACAGCCUAUAGAACCUCAAAAAAGCAUAAUUGGAACAGGAAGUAACCAGUCUGAGAUUCCAAAUUAUAUCCCACAGCCUGUAGAACCUCACAGGGGCAUGAUGGGAACAAGAAGUAGACCAUCAGAGAUUCCAAAAUAUAUCACACAGCCUGUAGAACCUCAGAGGACCGUUAGGGGAACAGGAAGUAACCAGUCUGAGAUUCCAAAAUAUAUUCCACAGCCUGUAGAACCUUGCAAGAGCAUGAUGGGUACAGGAAGGAGCCAGGCUGAGAUUCCAAAAUAUAUACCACAGCCUGUAGAACAUCAGAGAAGCAUGAGGGGAACAGAAAGUAACCAGGCUGAGAUUCCAAACUAUAUACCACAGCCUGUAGAACCUCGCAAGAGCAUGAUUGGUACAGGAGGAAGCCAGGCUGAGAUUCCAUACUAUAUACCACAGCCUGUAGAACCUCGCAAGAGCAUGAUGCGUACAGGAAGUAGCCAGGCUGAGAUUCCAAAAUACAUCCCUCAGCCUGUAGAAUCUCGCAAGAGCACUGAGAUUCCAUCCUAUAGCAAAACUCCCUAUGACCUCCAAAGGAAGAAAGACCAGGUACAAGCUGUACAAGACAUGCUAAGUGGAUUGAGGAAACAACCAAGUUCUCUGCUGGAAAAUUCUGAUUUGGAUCCUAGACCCUUUUAAACAGACUUGUUAUGGAUGUGGAAUUCCAUGGGUAAUGAUUUAAACGUUGUGACGAACUUGUAAAGAAAUGGUGCUAUAGUUAAAAGGUGCAGAUCACUGAAUGUGCUCUUUUGUGUUUGUGUCAAGAAAACGUGCUAUAGGUCAAUGGUACAAUGUUACUGAAUGCUUUUUUUAGGUGUAAAUAUAUUGUGCACAAUUUUAAAGGUAAAAGGUUGAUAACAAGGAUUUUACUUGCUUUAUGGUGAAGUUUGUUUAUAACUGUAUAUCAAGACAAUUCAAAAAUGAGAAAAAUAGAUUUGAAUAUUAAUAAUAUGUAUCAUUGUACUGUUCUUAUCAUGACUUAUUCUCAUUAACAUUUUCACAUGGAAUCUAAAAUAUAGGGCAUAUGAAAAAAUACUCAGAUAUAAGAAACAGGUGUGAUGUUUUGAAUAUUCCUCAUAAACUCAGGAAUGUCACGCUUGUGGCAAAUGCCUCAUGUUGGUUGAUUGCCGUUUUAAAUCUGCUUAAAUUCUGGAGAAACAAAUGGAGGGAUGCAUUUUUUAUAAUUUUUAUGUUAGCAUCAUUUUGGUUCACUCAUAUAUCUAGCCUUUAUGUGAUAGAUUUGAAGCAAUACUCAAAGUAAAAUUUAUAGUUUGAUGUAGGUAAGACUAAUUCAAGGUCAACA
Messenger RNA from Mytilus trossulus (common blue mussel), 5649 nucleotides. RefSeq lists its product as uncharacterized. NCBI's taxonomy places the organism in Eukaryota, Metazoa, Mollusca, Bivalvia, Mytilida, Mytilidae. The transcript is spliced from 20 exons. The coding region runs from base 99 to 4985 and encodes 1628 amino acids. The record is from RefSeq and is a predicted model, not a curated record.